Thermochaetoides thermophila DSM 1495 is the source of this 1938-nucleotide messenger RNA. RefSeq lists its product as uncharacterized. NCBI's taxonomy places the organism in Eukaryota, Fungi, Ascomycota, Sordariomycetes, Sordariales, Chaetomiaceae. The transcript has 5 exons. Gene Ontology annotation, molecular function: chromatin binding. The record is from RefSeq and is a predicted model, not a curated record. The coding region runs from base 1 to 1938 and encodes 645 amino acids.
AUGGCGAUGCAGGCUCGCAAGAGGCCGAGGAACGAGUCCGAGGACCUCCGGGCCGAGUGUCCGUUCACCGUUCGGAUCGUCGACCCCAACCAGAAAGAUGCCGGCAAAAAGAAGAAGCGUAGGCGCACCGAAGGCUCCGAGGAGGGAGAGAAAGUCUUGCUCCAGAUGUCACCCUUUGCCCCAACUGGCAAGUUCAAGACCCACGAAACAAUGGACCUGCACUACCAGAUUGAACCGGCUAAGCAGUGGUCCGAGAUGACGCGGUAUAACAGCUUUGUCCUCAAUGGGGUUAAGUACUACAGUGAAGGCUUUGUCUAUGUCGCCAACGAAGCGAGUCUUGAGCGGGGGAAAGCCGCUGCCAACGACCCACAAGCACAGACAAGUCCUUCCGAUGAAGGAUGGGUCGCCCGAAUCCUCGAAAUCCGCGCCAGCGAUGAACACCACGUCUACGCCAGAGUUUACUGGAUGUACUGGCCUGAUGAGCUGCCAGCUGGCACAAUAGAUGGCAAGAAAGUUGUCCAGGGUCGCCAGCCAUACCAUGGGUACCACGAGCUCGUGGCUUCCAAUCACAUGGACAUCAUCAAUGUUGUUAGUGUCACCCGUCAGGCGAUCGUAAAGCAGUGGUUUGAGGAGAACGAAGACGAGAUCCAAAACGAUCUCUACUGGAGGCAAGCCUUUGAUGUCCGGACGUACGAGCUCUCUUCUGUCGAGCUCGUGUGCAGUUGCAACACCCCGGCGAAUCCUGAUAGGCUUCUCGUCGGAUGCUCAUCCGAGUCAUGUAAGAAAUGGCUACAUCAGGAGUGCAUCCUAGAAAAUGCUUUGCGGCAAACCUGGAACCGCCUGGGCGCCGACAGACCCCACAUUCCCAUCAAAAAGGAAGAAGAAGAUGAUGCCAACGAGUCCAAGCGGCCGUUGAGCCCGACCGAGACCAGCGCCGAGGUGGCCAUGCAGCAGUCCAUCGACGUCAAGUCCGAGGGCGAACCGGACGCGGUCCACGUGAAGCAGGGCAACGGCGUUGAAAUCAAGCGCGGCGAGGAAGAUGUGCAGGCGGCGCCCGAGGACGCAGUUGCCUCGGAUGUACCGCUCAAGAGCGAGCCUGACACCUCAGCUAAUCCCUCCAGCUCUUCCGCCCCAGAAACCAAAGAAGAACCUUCCUCGGGCAGCACCCUUGUUAGCCGACCGAGCCGCGCUGGUAGUGUCAACCGCGGGAAACGGAAUGCUCGGCCACGCAAGAGCAAAGGCCAUGAUGCGAGCAGUGAGAGCGCGCGGCCGUGGGAGGGCAAGUUUGAGGCGACACUCAAGAUGCCAGAUAUCGGGGCGCCGCUCAUCGAAAUCCACGAUCUUCGUGAAGGUGUCAAGGGUGGGGAGAAGACGUGGACAGAACCCGAGGCAGAUAAGCGGCAGAGCAGGACACUGCGCAGGCGUUGGCGGAAGAUGGGGAUGAGGAGGUUUAGCAUCUUAAACGAGCAAGAGCUGGAAAGCCCCGGGGCAGGAGAUAAGAGGAAGGAAACCAUCGAAGAUCAAGAGCGCGGGGCAAAGGUUGAGGAGGAGCCGAAGGCCGAGAACCUGGACGAUAUCAAGUUUGAGUUCGAGUCCCGAACCGAGUCGCAGCCUCUAUCGUCUGAGGCCAGGGAUCAUGAUUAUGAUCCCAAAGCUUCCGGCUCUGGUCACCGCCCACCCCAAGCUCAAGCCGAGCCCCAACGUCCACUCCAACUCCUGCACCAGUCUCGUCUUCAAUCCCCCACCCAGCCCGACUCCCAGUCUGGAUCGAGCAACAUCACCUGGUAUGACGCACUCGGGUCGCAGAACGUGGAAGGCGACAUGAACGACGACCACGGCGAGGAUGGGGAAGAAGAGGAGCAACAAGAAGAAGCAAGGCUCGCCACGUCACCGGCGUCGUUUCCGGGAAAGAAAGAGGAGACAGAUGAUGGGAAUUAG